UGCGCAGGGCCGGCCAGGAGCGCGUCGGGAGCCGGCGGCGAGACCCGAGCCGUGGGACCCGAGCGAAGGCAGUGCCUAGGCCGCCGUGCCCCGCCGGGCCGCCCCAGCCACCGCCAUGGGCAUCAAAUUUUUAGAAGUUAUCAAACCUUUCUGUGCAGUUCUACCAGAAAUUCAGAAACCUGAAAGGAAAAUCCAGUUUAGGGAGAAGGUACUAUGGACUGCCAUAACUCUCUUCAUUUUCUUAGUAUGUUGUCAGAUACCACUGUUUGGAAUAAUGUCAUCAGAUUCUGCAGAUCCUUUCUACUGGAUGAGAGUUAUUCUUGCAUCUAACAGAGGAACUUUAAUGGAAUUGGGUAUCUCCCCAAUUGUAACAUCUGGUUUGAUUAUGCAGUUGUUAGCUGGAGCCAAAAUCAUUGAAGUUGGAGAUACACCCAAAGAUCGAGCUCUAUUCAAUGGAGCCCAGAAACUAUUUGGUAUGAUCAUUACCAUUGGGCAAGCCAUUGUGUAUGUCAUGACGGGCAUGUAUGGGGAUCCUGCUGAAAUGGGUGCUGGCAUCUGUCUCCUUAUCAUUAUUCAGUUGUUUGUUGCUGGUUUGAUUGUGCUGCUGUUAGAUGAGCUGCUACAGAAGGGUUACGGCUUGGGGUCUGGUAUUUCCCUCUUUAUUGCCACCAACAUCUGUGAAACCAUUGUCUGGAAGGCCUUUAGUCCCACUACUAUUAACACUGGCAGAGGUACCGAGUUUGAGGGUGCAGUCAUAGCGCUCUUUCAUUUACUGGCCACCAGGACAGACAAGGUCCGAGCUUUAAGGGAAGCUUUCUAUCGUCAGAACUUACCCAAUCUCAUGAACCUCAUCGCUACGGUCUUUGUGUUUGCCGUUGUUAUAUAUUUCCAGGGAUUUCGUGUUGACUUGCCCAUCAAGUCGGCCCGGUAUCGAGGACAGUACAGUAGCUAUCCCAUCAAGCUCUUCUACACCUCGAACAUUCCCAUUAUUCUCCAGUCGGCCUUAGUGUCAAACCUGUAUGUUAUUUCCCAGAUGCUGUCUGUUCGAUUUAGUGGCAACUUUUUAGUAAAUUUACUAGGACAGUGGGCUGAUGUCAGUGGGGGAGGACCUGCUCGUUCUUACCCAGUAGGAGGGCUUUGUUACUAUCUUUCUCCUCCUGAGUCCAUGGGCGCCAUAUUUGAGGAUCCUGUCCAUGUGGUUGUUUAUAUCAUCUUCAUGUUGGGAUCAUGUGCAUUCUUUUCUAAGACAUGGAUAGAAGUGUCUGGUUCCUCAGCCAAAGAUGUAGCUAAGCAGCUUAAAGAACAGCAAAUGGUAAUGAGGGGCCACAGAGAUACCUCUAUGGUUCAUGAGCUUAAUAGGUACAUCCCCACGGCGGCAGCGUUUGGUGGCCUGUGCAUUGGCGCCCUGUCAGUGUUGGCUGACUUCCUCGGGGCCAUUGGCUCCGGCACCGGCAUCCUGCUUGCCGUCACUAUUAUUUAUCAGUAUUUUGAAAUUUUUGUGAAGGAACAGGCUGAAGUCGGUGGGAUGGGUGCUUUGUUUUUCUAAAUGUUCCAGUAUUUCUUCUUGUGUGUGUGAAAGGGAAAAUAAUUUUGACACAUUGUUUUUGUCAAAUGAUGCUGUCAAAUAAUCCCUGUUUGUCAAAUAAUCCCUUUUCUUCCCUCACGGUUUGUUUUCAAGCGCUCACCGGCCCGUUUGUGAGAUGGGCGCCGAGCUCAGCCUGUGUGCAGCAUUAGUACCAGCUGCCUUAAAACUGAAGUUUACAUUAUUCGUUCAAAAAUGUACUUGUAGUGUUGCCUGUGAUGCUGGAAACCAGUGUACCCGCCUUGCCCUGUUCACUUGUGACGGUGAGAUGGUGACGUGGAUCGGUUUUGCACACAACAUUCAGAACACUCACUCUUCCCCCCACUUGUUUAAAAAUAAAUGUAGUUCAAAUUGCCACUUUCCAGUAUUUUUGAGCUUAUUUAAUGAGUUCUGGAACAUUUAUAUCUAAUCUGUAUUUUAGAUAUAAUUAACUUUUUAUACUUUUUUAACUCCUAAACCUAGUAUCCACGUUCCCACCCUCCCUCUCCGUCCCCUGCCCGAUUCGUCCCCUCUCACAGCUGCCACUCAGCCCAGAUGGGCAACGCUGAGCUUCAGUUCCAGCUGUUCCUAAAACAACUGCUUGUAAUUACUCCUGGUUUUCAUUCCUUUCUUCCCAGUGACAGCAGUUGGUGCUGUUUUACUGUAUUGGCUAUGCCUUCGAAUUCCAACACAUCCCUUGAGAAUAUUCUUUCAAGAUACGAUGCCCCAAUUCUUCUCUUUUCUUUUUAAUCCCUAAAGCAAAGAUCUAAUUCUCAAGCAAUGUCUGUAGUUCAGUGGGGGUGAACAAUGAGUAAUUCGUGCUAGGAAUCUGUGUAUGUUGUUGUACUUUACAGCAACAACAUGAGUGUAAACAGUAGAAAAUAAACCUUUAUUUAAUAAAACUGUUUCAGUUGUGUUGGAAAAAUAAAAUCGGGUAUUAAAUGA
Molecule: messenger RNA, 2506 nt
Organism: Lontra canadensis (Northern American river otter)
Lineage: Eukaryota; Metazoa; Chordata; Mammalia; Carnivora; Mustelidae
Gene: SEC61A2
Product: SEC61 translocon subunit alpha 2
Exons: 12
Coding region: 116-1546 (476 amino acids)
Biological process (GO): post-translational protein targeting to membrane, translocation; SRP-dependent cotranslational protein targeting to membrane, translocation
Cellular component (GO): Sec61 translocon complex; membrane
Molecular function (GO): transmembrane protein transporter activity; ribosome binding; signal sequence receptor activity
Source: RefSeq, a predicted model, not a curated record